AUGCCUCUCCUCAAGUCGUCCCAUCAUCAAACUCCGUUGACGUCAACUGCAUCCACACCAACAACAACAUCUGCAGCCUUGACGUCGUCGAUGAAGGGCAAAUCAUCAUCCUCUUCGCCGAUAGUAGUGACGAGGAUGGAAACAAAGAACAACACUUCUUAUCAUUACGAUGAUUUAAUGUUAACGGAACAACAAUUAUCGGGCAGUGAUGAAGAUUCAUCGGAUCAGGAGGAUAAUGAUGUGGAGAGUAUGGAUACACCAUCGGAACACUACAUUCAAAGACAACAAUAUUUAUCGAAUAUUUUGGAUGAAAUUUCAAGUUCCGACGAUGAAAACAAUGGUGGAACAGCUCACAACAAAUCCAAUCAUGCAUUAUCAUCCUCAAACCACGCAGCUAUAUUACGUAAAAUAUUAAAAGACAAUGAUGAUGAUUAUCUCAAUAACGAUGAUGAUGAAUAUGAUGACGAUCGUGAUGAAAAUUUGUUGGAUCAGAUCAUUCACAAUGAGAGUUCUGUUUCCUCUUCGAUUGCAAGAAAAAAUUCAGAAUUCAUGUCAACAACCAAAUCGAAUGGUGCAGUAGAAAACAAACAACAAACCAUAGCGCCCAAUGUAUCAAGAUCGAAUAGUAUUUACUUUUCACCUUCUGCAAUUUUACUUGACAUGAAAUUGGACGAUUCUGAGAAAUUUGAAAUUCUCAAACAAGCAAGUGUUUUAGAACAAACAAAAUAUCAACUCGAGAAAAUAUUUAUUCCCUAUGAUCCCACUACGAAAAGACAGCAAUAUACACCAGUGACAAUGACAGGAAAUUCCAAAAAUCAUCUGGUAACAGUUUUGACAGUUCCAUCUGAAGAAGAAUACGAGAAAAAGAAAAUUCUUUUGAGAACUCUUCGUGUGAAACAAACUGAUCGAGUGAUUGACAAUAUUCUAAGCUCUGCACGCUCUUCAUCGUCUUCUGAUGAAGAAAAUGAGCCCUCACAACAGCAUCAUGAUGGAGAUCAAGAAAAUAAUCACCACGGAGCUUCUCAUUUCGAAGAUGACGAAAACAUGUCGACUUCAUCAACCUCUGAAGUGGCAUCUGACUAUCUGCACAAUUUAAUGAGAGCGGAUGAAACCGAUUCAGAUCUUGAUUCAGAAAAUACAGAUCCUGUCAAUGAACAAAAGAAUCCUCCAUCCACAGAAGCAUCAAACGAGGAAGCAAGAGCUCUACUUACAGCCAUGAGAAAGAAAAACAUCAAAGAUUUAAAAGAAUUCAAUUCUUUAGAGAACUCAAACUGGAAAGAUUUUUAUGGAGGAGCCCUCGCUCAAAACAUGUCAAUACUCAAGUUAGAUUUAAUGAAAUCGGUGAAUGACUAUUUGGAAAUUCAUCGCCAAGAAAUUGGUAUCUGUAAAGUAAUUAAGGUAUCCUCAACAAUUUUAGCUGUUGGUACUUCGAACGGAACGUGUGUUAUAUUUUCCAAUAGCAGCACCAAAGUCACUCAUCUCAAACUCUCUGGAAAAUCUAGUACUCCUCAAAAGUCUGUACAUCAACAAAUUAACCAGUACAAUGCUGUCACAUGUAUGGAUAUUACCUCGACAGGAAAUUUCCUCGUUUGUGGGUAUGAGUAUGGAGAUAUUGCAUUCUGGAGCAUUCAAAAUAAUGGAGAACUUGUCAAAAGAAUUAACGGAAAAGGAGAGGAAAAUACUAAUUAUGAAUUUUCAACUCCUAUUGACAAUAUUCAAUUUAUCAAAAACAAUCCCUACAAAAUUCUAGUAUCUUCGUACGGAGUUGUAAAACUAAUUACCCUCAAGGAAAGACUAAUUAGACUUGGAGGUAAUUCGUUUGUUCAUGAAGUAUUGAAAGUCACUGAUGAAAAAUUUGAAAAAGUCGUUGACAUGAAAAUUUUACCUGAAGGAGAAACUUAUCAUCCGAGUAAUGACUACCUAAUUGUAGCAAUGGCUACACCUAUUGGUAUAUUUGUGAUGUGUCUGGAACCUUUUGUGAAAAUAUUAUGCUUCCUUUCAAAACCAGAAGAAGUUUCCCAAACUCAGCUACCUUACUUGUGUUGGCGAAGAGCUUUAGCUCCUAUUCAAUUUAUUACGACUCAUGAGACUGCACUUUCCCAACAACUGAGAGUUCACAAGACUAAACCUCCACUACUAGCCAUCGCAUGGGGAAACAUUUUGAAUAUUUUCCAACUUGAAAUAGAACCUCAAACAUUGCUUGGAGAAGUCGAUUCGUCACUGCCACACAAUUACAACUCGAAUGUAAAUACUGAAAUGUUUAGAGUUUCUUGCAUGGAAUUCAAAAACGAUUUAAUUGGAGGUGUGUGGUCGGGAGAACAGGUCAUGCUUUUGGUGGAUAGAGAUCAUCAAGUGUUAGUGGUAGAUCCAUUCGCCACAAAAAAUGUCGAAGAGAGAAAAAUUACAUUUGAAAUACCGACCAAAGUCACACAAGAAAAAAUUAUAUCCACACAUCAUUUGACCUACCAUUCAAGAUUUGACAUUAAGAACGAAAGUGGAAAAUUCACUCUUCAUCCAGUGCCGUCCUUCCAUUCAUCCCUCUGUACAAAAUCUUCGUCUGUGGAUGGCGUUGCCUAUUUACUUUGUGACAAUGACAUGAACAUUAAUAAUCAAGUGGUCAUUACUGUAAAAGUGCUCAGUUGGAAGGAGCGUAUCGACCAGCUCUUAGAAAUGGGAUCAUGGAAUCAUGCUCUCAAACUUGCUCUGAAUUUUUAUCAAGGAAAAGGUAUUGCAGUUAUUGGUCUUCCAACGGAUUCAAGUCUUCGAAAACAACUAGCAGGUGAUAUCAUUAACUCAAUUUUGGAAGGAUAUGUGGAAUAUUACACAUCACAAUUAUCGUCCGAUCAUGAAGAAUCUUAUGAAUCUUAUGAAUAUUAUGCUGAGUUGGCUAAAACUUGUAUUCGAUAUUCGAUUGAAAUUGAGAAAUCUGAAAAAAUAUUUACCACUUUUUAUGAAAUAUUUAAAGCCAAACACAAUGACAAACUGUUUUUAUCUAUCAUCGAGGAAUUCAUUGUCAAAGGAUUACUAGUUUCCAGAGAAUCCGAGAUUGUUGUUAUUCCCAAUCAAUUUAUUGAAAAAAUUAUCAAUCACCAUUUUGAACAAUAUGAUCGACGAAAUUUAAGCGCUCUUGAACAUUUAUUACUGUCGCUUGAAUACAAUGAUCACAUCAGCACCAAGGAAUAUAGCAAUCCAGAUUUUUGCAAGAAACUUAUUGAAAAAUGUAAACAAUAUCGACUCUUCAAAGCUAUGGCACAUAUCUAUAACAAGGGAUUAGGCGACUUUGUUACUCCAGUGAAAGAGAUUUUGAAAAUAAUUUUUGAUCCAAGUAACAAUAACGCCAGUGACAGGCCACAAUGUGUGACACUCCUGUUUGAUUAUCUAGAAAACUGUUUUCUCAACGCAAUGUCGAUUUCAAACCAACGAAUUUCUACUAGCUUAUUGUACGAUAUCAAGUUGACGCUUCUGAACACAGUAGUUCAGGAAACUACUGUCAGUCAAUACUCAACCAAACGAUUCCACACACUUUCUCGUCUGAUUAUUCUUGACUCUAAGAGAUUCUUUAAAUGGUUAGAUGACGUUUUCUCUGACACUUCAACCACCAGCCUCUGGACUUCCGAACAGCAAGGGACUCAGCCAUCUCAUCCCCUAUAUGCACCGUUAACCAAACAGUCUGUUGUGGAUGCUUUGACAUAUAUAUUUUGUUCUUCCUCAAGCCAUGCAUUUUCCCCUUGGGAAAUCAGAACCAAGAAGUUUUCCAUUGAAGAGGAGCAGCAACCACAAUCCAAUUGGAUUCCAAAUCUGGAAGAUUGCGUAUACUUUUCAUUAUUUAUGGCUAAACAGCUAUCUCAUUCCAGCCAGCAAUUUCCAGAUAGAAAUUCUAUUCGUGUCUCUACUGAUGUCAUUCACAGAAUUUUUUCAACCUUGUGUUAUGAAGGAAAUCUUUUUGACGAUGAUAUUAGCACCACACAACUAGAAUUGGUUGCAAUUUUAACUAACAUUUUGAAUAUCAUUGACAGAAAAGAUUCCAAGGCUGUCAUUAAUAUGGAAGAGCUUAUUACAUGUUGUAGAAAUUCUCGAUUCCACAAAGUGCUCAUUUAUUUGUACUCUCUUAAAGGAGAUUAUGAGAAAUUAUUAGAUGCCUACCUUUCUGACAAUGAUUUAAGAAGUGGAGUUUUCACGUUUAUUAAUAAUUUGACCAAACUAGAGUCCAACAUUGUCAAUCGUGAGAUUAGUGAACUCUUCCAAAUUAAUGAAAAGACAAUUCUCAAUAAGGAUCAAAUUUAUGCAAGAAUCAAAACUGCUACCAUCAAUCAUUUGUCACAACUGAUCGAAUGUGAUAGCGAUGCCACUGCUCACUUAAUCAUCAUGCAUUUUACAAGUGAGCAUGAAAAAGUAAUUUCUUCGUUGAAUAAGUAUCCUAAAUUACAAUUCCUUUACCUUAAAAAUAUUAUUGGAGUGGAGAACACAAGUGAUUCGAUGCACGAGCUGUUGAAACGUAAGGGGUUAACUCUCGAUAGAAAUGUUCAUCUCAAAUAUUUCCAAUUACUGUGUGAAUUUGAACCUCAAUCUGUUUAUACCUAUGUUGCUUCACAACGAGAUUAUCCCAUUGAUGAAUGUCUUAAAUUCUGUAGACAACACAACAUCAUUGACGCCACAUCCUAUCUUUUAGAGAGAGGAGGGGAUGUUGUUGGAGCCGUCAAGUUGUAUCUUGAAAAAGUCGACGAAAAGAUGAGAAGUCUUGCAGAACAAUGUGUUUCAGAAGAAGAUCGAUUUAUUCGAAGCAUCAAUUUCAACGAUUAUCUAGCUGUAACGAAUAACUCUGAAAACAACAGUGCAGAUGAUGGAGGAAUUAAUGGACCACCACUUUCAGAUCUAUUCUAUUUAUUGAAAGAGUUUGAUGGAAAGUACAAAACCUUUCUACAAAUUAAAUGGGAAGAAGAACAACAGCAACGAAAGUUAAAAUUGUCAACAGUGGUGGAUCCAAAAGUGAAAAAAGAAGAGGAAAAAUUCGAGCUUAAAAGUUGGGCAAACAAAAUGCUUUCUGUUGUCACUGCUUUUGCCAAGUCUUCAGCAUCAGAAAUGCAUGAAACAUCGGCCACUCAAGAAAUGACUUCAAUGAUCACCAAUCCUGAAAGUUUAUCCAGAGGUAAAAGAAGACUACUCGAAGUUCAGCUCUAUUCAAGUAGUGUCAUGAACAUUUUGCAAUCGGAAACUUAUGAAAAAUUCAAAUCUCUCAUCACUGAUAUUGUCAACAUGUGUAAGAGAAAUAUGGACAAUGGAAGAUUAACAGAUAAGGAUGUGAAAAUAUUGUGGUUCCAUUUACUGGAUAAGAUUAUUGUGCCUCUACGAGAACUUUUUGAUUCAUAUGCAGCAGCCUCACAAAAUAAUGCAUCAUCUACAAUCACAGCGGUUGCAACAAACCAUUCAUCUUCAAAAUCUAAUGAAAGCAUACCAAGUACUCAGAAAAAGAAGAAGAAAUCAUCAAAUAGUGAUGACGACGAAGACAAUGAUUCCAAUGAUGAUGAAAUUGAUAAUGACAUGACUUUCAUGGAUGAUCUCAGUGAUGACGAAGAUAUCACCAUUGAAGACAACAUUAAUGAUCACAAAGAAAUGAUUAAUUCUGCCAUUCGAGAAAAAGAAAAACUUCAAGAAAAAGUGAGAUAUGAAUUUGAUCCAGUUGUCACAAAGACAACCUAUGAAAAGAUUGCCAAAAUUGAAAAACGAAUUACUUCUCUUAAAAAGUAUCUUGCUGAUUUAGAGUAUGAAAAGGCACGAGAAGAAGAACGAAAGUUGAGAGAAGCAACGGAUCCUCUUGCUCCUAAAAAUUUAAAAAAUCGACCAAGCAAUCUAUUUUUCCAAGUGUGUUUACACCAUUUACUGAAAUUUAUUUUCACAGAAAUGUCAAAUUCAUCAUCAAGUAUUCAAGAUGAAGAACAACAAGAUCCACACAUGUCGAUGAAUGCAGAAAAGAAAUUUGAAAAGAAAUUUUCUGUUUUUGGAUUAUUACAAAGUGCAACGAUUAAUUACAAGAAGGAUUUAUAUGGAUAUUUUAAAGAACCGCUUUUAGACAUGUAUGACAAGUGUGGUUUCGAAUUAAUGCUCUAUCAUUCCAUUAAUCGAUUAUUAUGCAAUGACGUGAAUUGGUUACAAAAUCGAUACAUUCGUCGAUUGAAACGAGGUACAAAACCACAAAGUUAUACCUGUCGAUUAUGUGAAUCCUCCAUUUAUGAUCUUCAGGAAGAUAACAUGAAAGGAGGAAAGUUACGAGUGUUUUAUUGUGGACAUGCCAUGCAUGAACAUUGUUUGGAUGAAAUUAAUUGCAUUUCACACUGCCCUAUUUGCAGUCAUCAAGAUGGAGCAAGUGACACGACCACAGAUACCAUGAAACAAAAGAAUACCAUUGAAAAGAAAAAAUCCAUGUCUGGAUCAUCCUUGCUGCAUAAUUAUUCACUUGAGGCAGAUGUCAAUUCAGGACAGGUGUUUGUGAGUGUUUACAAAAAGCAACGACUCAGAAUGGUUGAAAAUUCACUUGCAAACGCAUUGAAAGCAAGACGAAAAUUAUUUGACGAAUUGGACAAAACAAAUGACAAGACUGUCACAGUGUCGGAACAUCAGGGAUCGACCUCUCAUAAUGAUGAAACACCACAACAAGAACAACAAUCAAUAGAGAAUUCUUCUCAGCAACCUCUCAAAGCACUCAGAUAUGGCUCCUAUUCAAAAGCUCAAGUCAGUUAUUCUACCAUUUUAAAACGACAACGUUUAGUGGAUGAAAUCAAAGUGGAUGAAGACUACGAAGCAACCAAGGUUUCAAAACCACGCAACAACGCAGCUAUGAAACAAUCACAACCCUCAGUGAAAAAGACAUUGAAAUUGGAUUUACCAAAAAAGUCGACGUCAACCAAAGAUGAAGUUAAAUGUCAAUAUAUUCCACCAUAA
This is a messenger RNA of Naegleria fowleri, 6936 nucleotides long. RefSeq lists its product as uncharacterized. The record is from RefSeq and is a predicted model, not a curated record. Gene Ontology annotation, biological process: endosomal vesicle fusion; protein targeting to vacuole. NCBI's taxonomy places the organism in Eukaryota, Heterolobosea, Eutetramitea, Acrasida, Naegleriidae. The coding region runs from base 1 to 6936 and encodes 2311 amino acids. The transcript is spliced from 3 exons. Gene Ontology annotation, molecular function: protein binding. Gene Ontology annotation, cellular component: HOPS complex; late endosome.